AUGCAAAAACAACCUCUAAAACUGAUAUAAACUCCAUCCACUUAUGUAACUAAAACACCUGAAAAAGCGAUUAACACAUCACCUUUCAAAGGAUACAGUCAUAGCGACAAACAGUAGAUGACCCCAAUUAAAUACAAUGUGGGAUACCCUUAGGUCCAGCAAACCAUAAACCAAAAUCUAUAGCCUCAAUUUCCAUAUUAUGAGAAUACUUCACCAUUUCGUUAAGAAUCAAGGGAACAACUGUUUUAAAGGAUUUAUAAUUUGGAGGAUAAUCUAAGAGCGAUCACUAAGAGAUAUGAUUAAUUGAAGGAGGAAUAAGAGAAGCAGAGGACGAAGAAAUGCGAUACUGAUCGAAAUUGUACUCAAUUAUAAUAAAAGUGUUUAGAUUAGGAAAAUGAAUUGAAGAAACACAUAUAGUCGGCUAAGUAAAAUGAAACGAAAUACAAAUAGAUCUCGAGUUAACUUUAAGAGUUUAAGGAAAAGUUGAAUGAGAAAGACAAUGAGAUUUUAGAGUAGAAAACAGUGUAGGAGAAGUUCUAAAAGAUAUUAAAAUAGAAAGAGAAGGAGAUCAACGAAUUGAAAUUGAUGUUGAAGUAAGAAAAGGAUCUUAGGUCAUUUGAAAGCGAUAAGCUUAUUUAAGAGUUCACUUAAACUUACAAUGAGUUGAGUCAGUAGAAUGAUUAAUUAAUUCAGGAGAACGAUGAAUUGAAGACAACAAUCUUAGAGUUCGAUAAUUAAGGUCGAUCAUUGUCUUCUAAGAAGCAAUCAGAACAGAAUUUUUAAACGAAUACAGAUUUCUUGGAUGACCCAGAGUUAAGACAAUUUGUACACGAAUACUUAACCAAAAAUGAUGAAUAUUAUUUAAAUCAGAUACCUGAGAAAUAGCUUAGGACUGCUGUGUAAAUUAUUAAGGAUAUAUUUUAAACAGUUACUGCUAGAAAAUUGAAGGAAAUCAAAUCAUAAUAAUUUUAACAGCCUAAAUAAAUCAAUGAAGAAAUUGAAAUCAACUUAUAGGAGGUAAAAAAGAAGAGAGAGUUUCUAAUCAAGGAGAUCAAGCACAAGAUGGAGAGGGUUGUCAAAUCAAAGGAAUUCAAUUUGAUGGAAUUCAAUGAUUUACAGAGAGAGAUCGAGGAGCUAAAGAAAGAAUUAGGUUCAGUGGAGAAUUUGAUUUAACAAAUGGAGUAAUCAUUAUUGAUGAAUCCACAUAGAAAUAGUUGUGUCUCUUUUGAUAAUGAAGAGUUUUAAUGAUCAUGUACUUUUUUGAAUAAUUCUAUCUAUUUUUAAUUAUUUUGAUAUUUAUAUGUUU
This is a messenger RNA of Paramecium tetraurelia, 1306 nucleotides long. RefSeq lists its product as uncharacterized. The record is from RefSeq and is a predicted model, not a curated record. Lineage: Eukaryota; Ciliophora; Oligohymenophorea; Peniculida; Parameciidae. The transcript is spliced from 4 exons.